Zingiber officinale is the source of this 2343-nucleotide messenger RNA. RefSeq names its product phosphatidylinositol 4-phosphate 5-kinase 6-like. Bases 1 to 2343 code for a protein of 780 amino acids. Gene Ontology annotation, molecular function: ATP binding; 1-phosphatidylinositol-4-phosphate 5-kinase activity. Gene Ontology annotation, biological process: phosphatidylinositol metabolic process. The transcript has 8 exons. The record is from RefSeq and is a predicted model, not a curated record. Lineage: Eukaryota; Viridiplantae; Streptophyta; Magnoliopsida; Zingiberales; Zingiberaceae.
AUGUACAAGGAGAUCAGCGAGCAGCAGAGCAACGGCAAAGCGUGGGAGUCGGCCGUCCGGAGAGCUCAGCAGCAGCAGCAGUCGCCGGGGUUCCAGACCGGCAGCCGGCGCCGCAUCUGCCCGAUGUCCGCCGACGAGGACUCUGCUUCGACCUCCCCGCGCAGCGGAGGCGGGGGCGGCGGCGGGGGGGAUGAUGACUCGUCGAUAGCGGCGUCGACAGAGGAGGAGGAGGAAGAGGAGGUCUACAAUACCGAGCUUGUCCUUCCCUCCGGCGACUGCUACUCCGGCCAGUGGGCCGGCGGCGUCCCGCACGGCACCGGAAAGUUCCUCUGGAACGACGGGUGCAUGUACGAGGGGGAGUGGCGGCGCGGGAAAAUCACCGGCCGGGGGAAGUUCUCUUGGCCGUCGGGGUCGAACUACGACGGGGAAUUCAAGGCAGGGUUCAUGGACGGCUUCGGCAUCUUCAUCGGCGCCACCGGCGACACCUACUGGGGCAACUGGUCCAUGAACCUCAAGCACGGCCACGGCAAGAAGUCCUAUUCCAACGGCGACUACUACGACGGCGAGUGGCGCUCCGGUCUCCAGGACGGCCACGGGCGGUACGUGUGGUGCAGCGGGUCGGAGUACGUGGGCCAGUGGCGCGCCGGUCUCAUCCACGGCCGCGGGACUCUCAACUCGGCCAACGGCAACCGGUACGACGGCGGCUGGGAUGACGGGUUCCCCAAGGACAACGGCAACUACCGGUGGGCGGACGGCAGCCUCUACGUCGGGGUGUGGACCAGGGACAACGCCGGGAUCCAGCAAGGCGUGUACUACCCGUCGCCGACGGCGACCUCCCCCGCCGCGCGGGACCCGCAGGAGGCCUUCCUGGCCGACCUGCGCGAGAGCAAGAUCGCGCCGGGGGAGACCAUCUCGGUGUUCCCCUCGCAGAAGACCCUCAACUGGUCGGGCACCGAGGCGUGCCGGUCGUCGGCCGACAGGCCUCAGCGGCGGGCGUCAGCCGACAUCAGCACCCGCUGCUUGCCGCCGAGAAGAUCCAACGGCCGGACCCACACCGUGAGCGGCGGCGACAUCCCCGUGGACGACGCAGACCCGAAACUCGCCUCCCGGCCGCAGCACCGCCGUUCGUGGGCGCCGCCGCGGCCGCCGAAGAAGCAAGGCGAGACCAUCACCAAAGGCCACAAGAACUACGAACUGAUGCUCAAUCUCCAGCUCGGCAUCAGGCAUGCGGUCGGCAAACAGGGUCCUACUCAGCCGGAGCUGAAGUCGUCGGCGUUCGACCCCAAGGAAAAGGUCUGGACAAAGUUUCCAUCCGAAGGAUCAAAGCACACACCUCCACAUCAAUCUUGUGAGUUCAAGUGGAAAGAUUACUGCCCUUUGGUGUUCAGGACCCUUUGCAGGCUGUUCAAAGUAGACGCAGCCGAUUACAUGUUGUCGCUUUGCGGGAACGACGCACUUCGGGAGCUUUCGUCUCCCGGGAAAAGUGGAAGCUUCUUUUACUUGACGAACGACGAUAAAUACAUGAUCAAGACGAUGAAGAAAUCUGAAGUAAAAGUCCUUUUGAGGAUGCUCCCAGCGUACUAUAACCAUGUGAGGAAGUUCGAGAACAGUUUGGUGACCAAGUUUUUCGGUCUUCACUGUGUGAAGCUAACCGGAGCUGCUCAGAAGAAGGUCCGCUUUGUUAUCAUGGAGAACUUGUUUUGCUCCGAGUAUGCUAUCCAUAGGCGGUUCGACCUUAAAGGAUCAUCCCACGGCCGCGUGACCAGCAAGCCUGAAUCGGAGAUUAACGAGUACACCACCUUGAAGGAUCUCGAUCUCAACUUCAUCUUCAGACUGCAACGUUCUUGGUUUCAAGAGUUCCAAAGGCAAGUCGAUAGGGACUGUGAGUUUCUUGAGCAAGAAAGGAUCAUGGAUUAUAGUCUUCUAGUCGGGGUGCAUUUUCGAUACUCCAGAGAGACUGCCCCUCUAUCUGAAGGCGGCGGCGGCGGCAGCGACAGCAAAAGAGAAGUAAAAUCUCAGCUUUCAAAACUAGAGAAGGAUCAAUCAUUUUCUGAUUCCAAUAGGUCGGGACCAAUUCGGUUAGGGGUGAACAUGCCUUGUAGGGCUGAAUUAACGGCCAGAACCGAGUCUCAACUUAUCGGAGAGCCAACAGGGGAAUACUAUGAUGUGGUUCUGAUUUUUGGAGUUAUAGACAUACUGCAAGACUACGAUAUCAGCAAAAAGCUCGAGCACGCCUACAAGUCGAUUCAGUAUGAUCCGUCCUCCAUAUCGGCAGUCGACCCGAAACAAUACUCUAGGCGCUUUCGGGACUUCAUAUACAGAGCUUUCCGAGAAGCAGCCUAA